AUUCUACACCACGGGGUCUCCUUUUUCUCCUUCUUCUUCACCCUUUAAGUACUUAAUUUCGGUUAUAAAUUCCUCAAGAAAAGGUCUUCUCAACCUCUAGCUAGCUAACCAAACACAAACACUCAUAUUAUUUAUGCCAAACACUAAUUAAGCUUUAUCUUGUUAGACUAAUGGAUCAUUCUAUCUACUCAUGUAAAGGAAAAGCAUCUGCCAGCAAAAACCAAAGUUGUGAGGAAAGUGGAUGGACAGCUUAUUUUGAAGAUUUCUCAAAAGGAGGAGGCAUAGAGCCUAGCUACUGUUCCAGUUUGGGUGGCUCCUCUUUGAUCUCAGAUGCUGCUUCUUACGCUGCAUGGAAAUUUUCUCAUCAUCAUCACAAUCAAUUAUCAGAUAAUAAGGGUGCCCAAAUUAAUCCCCUUAAGAAGCUUUGUUUCAAGAAAGCAAGAACCAAACAGAUAUCAGAGGAUGACCCUUUGGAGGACACUGCUAGCUCUCCAGUCAACAGCCCCAAGGUGAGAGACUUGAGUCCAACUGAAUUCAUUUCCAGGAAGAUUGAUGAUCAACUAGAGGGUUCUAUGGGUAACAGAUUCACAUCAUCAGAGAAUUAUUCAGAUUUGCAAAUAGAAGAUAAGCAUAUUGAUGAAGCAUUUAAUAGGAACAAUAUGGAUUGCACAGACUUGAAGAAAAGAGGGCUCUGCCUGGUUCCUUUGUCCUUGAUUAAUUAUUUGGGAUGACUGAUUAAUUAUUUGGGGUGUAAUGCUUUUGUAUAUAGCUUCUCUCUUUCUCUACCCCUCCUUGUCUCCUCUUUGUGUUCUUUUAUUUGGAUCAAGAAAUUGUAUACAAUAAUACAAAGCAUAUGAUUAGUGUCUA
Messenger RNA from Lotus japonicus, 867 nucleotides. RefSeq names its product vascular-related unknown protein 1. Gene Ontology annotation, biological process: xylem development. The record is from RefSeq and is a predicted model, not a curated record. Bases 171 to 731 code for a protein of 186 amino acids. The transcript has 3 exons. Lineage: Eukaryota; Viridiplantae; Streptophyta; Magnoliopsida; Fabales; Fabaceae.